GGUCGCUCCAAGAUGGCGGGCGUGCCGGCCGUGCGCAUCAGCAUCGAGUCGGCGUGCGAGAAGCAGGUGCAGGAGGUGGGGCUGGAUGGCAGCGAGACCUACCUCCAGCCGCUCUCCAUGUCCCAGAACCUGGCGCGCCUCGCGCAGCGCAUCGACUUCAGCCAGGGCUCCGGCUCGGAGGAGGACGAGCCGGGCUCGGCGGGCCGGCCCUGGGCCGAGGCGGGCGAGACGGAGGAUGAGGAAGGGUUGGUAAAGUUCCAGCCUUCCCUCUGGCCUUGGGAUUCAGUGAGGAACAACUUAAGAAGUGCCUUGACCGAGAUGUGUGUGUUGUAUGACGUUCUUAGCAUUGUGAAGGAUAAGAAGUUCAUGACUCUAGAUCCUGUCGGGCAGGAUCCCCUUCCUCCAAAACAAAAUCCUCAGUUUCUACAGCUGAUUUCAAAAAAGAAGUCAUUAGCUGGAGCAGCUCAGAUCCUGUUGAAAGGUGCAGAAAGAUUAUCCAAAUCAGUUGCUGAAAAUCAGGAAAAUAAGCGACAAAGAGACUUCAACUCUGAACUGCUAAGACUGAGACAACACUGGAAGCUGAGAAAAGUGGGAGAUAAAAUUCUUGGUGAUCUGAGCUACAGAAGUGCAGGCUCCCUUUUUCUUCAUCAUGGCACAUUUGAGGUGAUAAAGAACACUGACAUUGACCUGGACAAAAAAAUACCUGAGGAUUACUGUCCUUUGGAUGUUCAAAUUCCAAGUGAUUUAGAGGGAUCAGCAUACAUCAAGGUUUCUAUUCAAAAACAAGCACCAGACAUUGGUGACCUCGGGACAGUCAAUCUCUUUAAAAGACCCUUGCCAAAAUCAAAACCAGGUUCUGCACACUGGCAGACAAAGUUGGAGACUGCACAGAAUGUUCUUCUAUGUAAAGAAAUUUUUGCCCAGCUGUCACGAGAAGCUGUUCAAAUUAAAUCACAGAUUCCUCACAUUGUAGUGAAAAAUCAGAUAAUUUCCCAGCCUUUCCCAGGUUUGCAGCUGUCUAUUUCUCUGUGUCACUCUUCCAAUGAUAAAAAGUCACAAAAGGCUGCUUCUGAAAAACAGAAUCCAGAGGAUCAUCUCUAUGUUCUGGAACAUAAUUUGCAUCAACUUAUCAGAGAGUGUCACAAGCAAACCCUGAGCUCGACAGUGAUGCCACAUCCAGCUAGUGCACCUUUUGGCCAUAAGAGGAUGAGACUUGCAGGGCCCCAGGCUUUUGAUAAAAAUGAAAUCAGUUCUUUACAGUCGAAUGAAGGACUUCUGGAAAAGAUCAUAAAACAGGCAAAGCAUAUAUUUUUGAGACGAAGAACUGCUCGAACCAUUGACAGUCUGGCGAGUCGGAUUGAGGAUCCUCAGAUUCAGGCUCACUGGUCCAAUAUCAAUGAUGUUUAUGAAUCCAGUGUUAAAGUUCUAAUAACUUCUCAAGGAUAUGAACAGAUAUGCAAAUCCAUUCAACUACAGCUGAACAUUGGAGUUGAACAAAUCAGAGUUGUGCAUAGAGAUGGAAGAGUUAUUACAUUGUCUCAUCAAGAGCAAGAACUGCAGGAUUUCCUUUUAUCCCAGAUGUCACAGCACCAAGUACAUGCAGUUCAGCAGCUUGCAAAAGUUAUGGGCUGGCAUGUGCUGAGUUUCAGUAACCACGUUGGUCUGGGGCCAGUGGAGAGCAUUGGCAAUGCAUCAGCAAUAACUGUAGCAUCACCAAAUGGAGACUAUGCCAUUUCAGUCCGUAACGGCCCGGAAAGCGGCAGCAAAGUCAUGGUUCAGUUCCCACGGAGCCAGUGCAAGGAUCUCCCCAAGGGCGACGUCCUGCAGGACAGCAAGUGGAAUCAUCUCCGGGGGCCGUUCAAGGAGGUGCAGUGGAACAAAAUGGAAGGGCGGAACUUUGUGUAUAAGAUGGAACUCCUCAUGGCUGCCCUAACUCCUUGCUAGUGAAGCGUCAGCCUCUCUCUGAGUGCUUUGAGGUGUCUCUGUGCAAUGAUAACUGCCAGUGCAGCAAAGGGAAAUGGGAGCUAUGGGCCAAUACAAGAAAGCCAAAUCAAAUUUAUUUCCUGUACAGAAAUAACCAUUUUGGUAUUUGUAAUUAAACCUUUUUCGGUGGCAUAUAAAAUACAUACAAUUUUUUGUAAAAGUUCCUUUCAGCUGUAUCUUUGAAAUUUGCUCUGUCCAGAGUGACAUAGUAAUUUUUUGUUUAUAAAAUUAAAUUUGGCAGUCCUUGAGUUGAUGCAUUCUUGAGUUGGAAUUUUUGUACAUUGAUGGGGAUUCUGGGUGACUCCUUUCUUUUUGAGAAAUAUGUUUACUUAACAGUUUCAUUUGAGAGUGUUACAAAGUCACUGCCUGUAGCAAAGUCUUUCCUCUCUGAUAGCCUGCGUCACGUUGACUACUUGCUUGUUUUUUGAACUUGUUUUUUACAAGAAUAUAGAGGAAAGGGCCUUACUUGGCUGGCAAAGUUCUGACAAUUUUAGUUUGUGGGUGACUUGUGACUUAGUGACUGUAUAGAAGGACGUAACUCUCAUGCAGUGAACCUCCACACUUGAGCAUCUGGGUCUUCCUUCUGCAUUCUCCAUGAUUGUUUAUUAUCCAGGGAAAUAAUAAUAUCUUCCUGAAUAUCAGCUCUCUUGAGUUCUUUCAAAACAAAAAAGUCACUUUUUUAUAGUUUUGGUUGUAAUUUUAGCCUUCUUGAAACAUAGUAUGGUGUUCAACAAAGCUUUCAUUUUGUUUGGUACUUAAGUGCUAAGGGUCUUUUUUGCAACUGUGUAAACUGGUUCAUAUUCAUGUCUGUAUUGUCUUAUGAGGUGUCUGUCUAUAUGUAUAUAUAUGAACUUCUUGCACAUAAACAUGAUCAAAUUGAGCAUCACA
This is a messenger RNA of Melospiza georgiana, 2871 nucleotides long. It is a transcript of the gene MED17, whose product is annotated as mediator complex subunit 17. The transcript is spliced from 12 exons. The record is from RefSeq and is a predicted model, not a curated record. Bases 13 to 1944 code for a protein of 643 amino acids. Gene Ontology annotation, biological process: regulation of transcription by RNA polymerase II. Lineage: Eukaryota; Metazoa; Chordata; Aves; Passeriformes; Passerellidae. Gene Ontology annotation, molecular function: transcription coregulator activity. Gene Ontology annotation, cellular component: mediator complex; core mediator complex.